Papaver somniferum (opium poppy) is the source of this 976-nucleotide messenger RNA. RefSeq lists its product as uncharacterized. The record is from RefSeq and is a predicted model, not a curated record. The transcript has 2 exons. The coding region runs from base 182 to 829 and encodes 215 amino acids. NCBI's taxonomy places the organism in Eukaryota, Viridiplantae, Streptophyta, Magnoliopsida, Ranunculales, Papaveraceae.
UCUGAUCCUCAACCCCCUCCUCCUCUCUACUUUUUUUUAUCUCUCUACCUCUCUCUAUCUUUCUCUCUAUUGUUCUGUCCGUCUGUUUCUUCUUCCUUAUUACAAAUUUCGCCAGAAAAAGAGAAAAGAAUAGAGAAUCUUGAAACCAAAAGGACCAGUCCUUUUCCUCUGUUUCAAAAGAAUGGAGGAUUAUAUGAGGAAACUAGCACUAUGGCAUACUAAAACAUUCAAACCCAUUAUGACCCAUGACGAAUUAGAACCAAUCAUGGCUAAGUUGGGUUUUGUAGGUCUUUCUGUGCAUAGCUCGGCAUCAUCGUCUCCGGUAGCUACUUCAGUUUCUGUUUCUCCUUCUUCUUCGUAUAAUAAUAUUAGUUGGAAAGAAUAUUACUUUACAGCAGGAGGAAGUAGAAAUCCAUGGGUAACAGAACCAUUACCUCGUCCUAGAUUACCAUAUCCAAGAAUUGAUGGUCUUCAUCAUAAAACAUAUGGGGCAUUUUGUGAUGCAGUUGCUUUUUACAUCGGAAAAUCUAAUCUCGCCGAUCAUUUCCAUGUCAGGGGGAUGCCACUGCAUCGAGUUCAUGACCGGCCUUUUGAUAAGAAAUUUCGGUUGAUAAGUGAUGACGAAGUAUUCUAUGUUUACAGAGAAGGGACUUUGGAUCCAGCAACAGCAGCGACAACUAUACUCCCACCUGCUUGCAACUCCAAGAUAAACAACAACAACAUAGGAAAUAGUAAUAGUAAUAGUAGUGCAAUGGAUCAUCGUCUUGUUUUAUUAAAGGAUAUCAAUCAUAAUAUUAAAGGUAUCUCAUCUCAUACUAUUGUUUCAUAGGAAAGCAAGAGAGAAUGAGAAACUGAAUUCAGUCUCCAUAUUAAUAGACAGAUAAACUUGUAACAUCUAUCUAUAUCUCUCCCUGCCCAAUUUUGAUACAAACUAUUAUUUCUUCUUUGUUUAAUCUUUACUAGUAAUGGAAAUUAU